AUGACAGGUGCUGCUCUCUUCAUCGGAAAUGAUGGACAAGUCACUACUAGACGCGAUCUCCCUCCAGUCACAGCUCGAGACGACGAGAUUCUCAUUGACGUCCUCUACUCGGGAGUUAACCCUGCUGAUCUCAAGAUAGUACACUUCAUCAACUAUCGGAACUCUGUCCCGGGAUCAGACUUCUGCGGCAAGGUCCUAGAUUGCCCCGCGCUUGUCGACUCCGGGCUCGAAGUUGGCGAUAUCGUGGCCGGUCAGACUGUUGCCCAAGGAAAAUACUCCAAAGAGUACGGCGCUCAUAAGCCGCGCAUCUCCACGCCGAGAGUUGGCAUUUUCAAAGUCCCUGAGAAUAUGGCUCACUCCGACGCCGCAGCUAUAACCACCGUCUGCCACACCGCCAGCGACGCAUUGUAUAACAACUUCAAACUCCCUCUUCCAGGAUCUAGUACUGAUGCUGUGGAGGGCACGCUGGUCGUAUGGGGUGGAGGUACGGCCGUCGGCUUGUCUGCCAUCCAACUGGCUCGAGCUAGCGGGGUUACCAACAUCAUCACUACGGCAUCUCCUUCCCGUCAUGAUCUUCUCCGAGGACUCGGUGUGACCGAGUGUUUUGACUACAAGGAUGUAGAUGUCCUAGACAAGGUCAGACAAGCGGUCGUCAAAACAGGCCACUCUCGUGUCUGGGGAUUCGAGACUGCAGGGUUGCCCGAGUCGAGUCAGCUUCUCCUUGCUGCGCUAUUCAAUAUCGCUGGCGAUGUCAAAUUUUCUUGGGCCAAUGCAAUGGGUGCGCAGCGUUCACCAAGCGAAUCUGUUCUCGGAUCUCGAGACUACGAUAUCGUCUUUGAGGUUGCCGAUGGUCGCCGUGUUAUUCCCGCAGAACCCGAAAAAGCCGCCAACAUGUGGGCUGCCCUCGACUGGGUAGUCAAGAAUUAUGGAAAGGGCUUCGAGCUUCCCGUCGUACGUGUGUUUGAGGGUACUGGAGAACAGGCGCUGAAAGAGAUGAAGACGGUUACCGAGCAAGGAGCUUUUGGGAAGCUCGUGCUGAAGCAUCCCCUUCAGUGA
Molecule: messenger RNA, 1056 nt
Organism: Colletotrichum acutatum
Lineage: Eukaryota; Fungi; Ascomycota; Sordariomycetes; Glomerellales; Glomerellaceae
Product: alcohol dehydrogenase
Exons: 1
Coding region: 1-1056 (351 amino acids)
Molecular function (GO): oxidoreductase activity, acting on NAD(P)H
Source: RefSeq, a predicted model, not a curated record